CGCUGGGGUGGCGGGCGUGUUCAUGGGUGUGGGUGCGAGGUCUGAGAGACGCUUGUUCUGGAUGUUUUGUGCGUCGGACAUGGCUGUAGGGUGUAUCCGUGGAUUGGCCUGCGAAUACUCUGUGUCUCUGGCUUGCUCUCGACGCUGCAAGAGGAUGGGAGGAUGGGUUGAUGGGAGUGCUGGGGGGCUGCUGGUUGGAUGUUUUGCUUCUUUUUCUCUUUUUUGGGUUGAGAAGCAGGCACCAGGCAGUGUCAGCACAAAUAGGACUGGGGAAGGCGGCCCAGGACGGCAGACGGGCAGAGCAGGGUAGACGAGGCGAGGCAGGAACAGGACAAAGCAGCUGGCUACGGGUCUGGGCUGGUCACCGCUUGGGCCUUCUUUUGCUAAGACUAUACUCAUGGAGGGUGGCCUGCUUCCUGCAUCGAUUGAGCUGCCUGUACCGGGUCUGUUGCUCCCAAAGAUGAGCCUGCUCAAUACAUACGAGUCGAGGAUGAUACUGAUCCCAUCCCAUAGCGUCUACACUGUUCUAUAGCAAAGUAAAAUAGCAGACUCAGCUAGCAGUAUUCUCCUUUCGCGUUCAAUCACAAGCA
Protomyces lactucae-debilis is the source of this 590-nucleotide messenger RNA. RefSeq lists its product as uncharacterized. Lineage: Eukaryota; Fungi; Ascomycota; Taphrinomycetes; Taphrinales; Protomycetaceae. The transcript has a single exon. The coding region runs from base 171 to 464 and encodes 97 amino acids. The record is from RefSeq and is a predicted model, not a curated record.